Molecule: messenger RNA, 1796 nt
Organism: Papilio polytes (common Mormon)
Lineage: Eukaryota; Metazoa; Arthropoda; Insecta; Lepidoptera; Papilionidae
Gene: Rtca
Product: RNA 3'-terminal phosphate cyclase
Exons: 9
Coding region: 245-1318 (357 amino acids)
Biological process (GO): RNA processing
Cellular component (GO): nucleus
Molecular function (GO): RNA-3'-phosphate cyclase activity
Source: RefSeq, a predicted model, not a curated record
GAUUUUUCAUAAUUACUGUCCUUAAAUUAUAUUUUGACAUAGUCACGAUCGCCAGAAAGGGAUAGAACGGACAGUUUUUGAGGUCUCGCUCGGCUUCAAUUUUCCGACAAGAGCAAGAGCUCAAUUAGUCAUUUGUCAGAUAGAUGUCAGUGGUUUCAAAAUAGCAAAUUCAAAUUAUAGAUAUUUGAAUUUAUUUCAUUCUCACUUAACUUAAAAAAUUAAAAGAAGUAAAUCUACCUUUGCUAUGUCACAAUGCAUGGAGAUCGACGGCAGUGUUUUAGAAGGGGGUGGACAAAUCCUGCGAAACUCUAUAUCACUUAGUGCUAUUUUGGGAAUACCGGUACGAGUUAUUAACAUACGAGCAGGGCGUAGCAAGCCUGGCUUAGCGGCUCAGCAUUUGAAAGGUGUUCAAUUGGUAGCAGAAAUGUGUGGAGCAAAACUGAAGGGUGCCAGUAUUGGGUCUACAGAUAUUGAGUUCAUACCUGGUAAGCUGCGGGGAGGUCAUUAUGUUGCCGACACACAUACAGCAGGUUCUAUAAGUUUACUGCUACAAGUGGCAUUACCCUGUGCAUUAAUGGCAGACGGACCAGUCACACUUGAUCUGAAAGGUGGCACCAAUGCGGACAUGGCACCACAGAUUGACUACAUGUUUUUGGUCCUGCGACCACUGUUGCUUAAGUUUAAAGUAGAUUUCUCUUGGAAAAUACAUAAAAGGGGUUACUUCCCUCGUGGAGGAGGUCAUGUAACAUUUGACAUCAAGCCGGUACGGCAGCUGCAUGGUGUGGAUAUUACGGAGCAGGGAGAUGUCAAAAGUGUUCAAGGCUGGAGCUUUGUGGCGGGCAGGCUGCCUAUCAAGAUGGCGCAUCAAAUGAGUGACGGGGCGCGGUCUGAGCUGACUCACUUGCCCAAUGUCAACAUCCAUACAUACAAGGAAGACCCCGACACGGCCCCUGACAACUGUAACGGUAUCAUCGUUGCGUGCGACACCAGCACGGGCUGCGUAUUGUCGGGGGACGCGCUGGGGCGGCGCGGGGCGGAGCCCUACGCGCUGGGGCGCCGCGCCGCCGCGGACCUCGCCGCCGCCCUGCGCUGCGGCGCCUGUCUCGACACACACGCACAGGACCAAGUGAUAAUAUACAUGUUGCUGAGCGCGGGCCGGUCCGCAGUGAAGUGCGCGCAGGUGACGCUGCACACGCGCACCGCGCUGCACGUCGCACAACUCGUUGCUAAGGUGAAUUUUACGAUAAAAUCUGAAGGUGAAACUAAUAUUAUCGAAUGUGUAGGACUCGGCCUCGUCAAUAAUAAUGUACCAACAUAACACAUUGUACCAAUAUUUAACAAAUUUAAUGCAAUUUGUAUGAAACUGACGUUUGAGGGCAUAAAUACCACAGACAAUGCAAUACUAUAAAAGUAUGAAAUGUUGAAUAAAGUGAAGUAAUUAUUUAUUGCAAUGGUGAAGUUUGUGUUUAUCUGUUGUGGUAAAGCAGAUUGACACAACAGAUAAACACAAAUAAAAUUGAAAUGUAAUUUUAACAAAAAAAUGUUAAAUUUUAUUUUUCAUCUCUUUUACGCUUGCUCUUGAUGAAAGAAAUUUAUUUAAAAUUAAAACUUAAUACAAUCGUGUGGAGUUCAAUUUAAUUUGCGAUCAAAAUCAGCUCUGCUCUCCGACCUUGUUAGUCCUAAUAUUAUUAAAAAAUCAUGUGAUAUGCCAAAAAUUGUACUGAUGCAUUUCUCAUUAGUUAUUAUUAUUUAUACUUUGUAUGUAAGCUUGUUACUAAAUAAAAUUUAUAUUUAUA